CGCACAUUUGACCACUCCGAGAGCCAACCAGAAAAACAUUGUGGACAACACCAUUUCAAAACGACGCGAGGAACUUGGACAUACUACUAGUAGCUAGUACCGGUACUAUAUAGCUAGUAGGAGGAAGCAACACAAUGGCAUCCGGGUUGGCACUGCAGCUGAGCGAAUCAGAAAAGCUAUACUUGAUUGAUGGUUGUGCUGAUAACUGUCGGUUGGAUGGGAGGGAAAGGGAGGAUAUUCGCCAAUACACAAUAGUUACCAGUUCCGAGACAACAUCGGCGGAUGGACACCCGCCAUUGAUGCUCUCGAAUGGAUCGGCGCGUCUGAUCUUGUCCUCUUCUGGUUCUACUUCCACUCACAUUCUUUGCAGUGUCAAAGUGGAAGUGAUGACUCCUUCGCAGUCGCAACCAAACCAAGGGAAUCUCAUUGUUCAUGUGGAAGACAGCCUUGCUGCGAACUCCUCACUGUCUCGCAAGAAGAACGAGGAAGACCGGAACAGAGUGCAGUCCAUCAUAUCUGAAUUACUGGCUACAAAUCUUAUCGACCUGGAAAGUCUAUGCAUUAUCCCAUAUCACUAUGCAUUCAACGUCAGUGUGGAUGUUGAGAUUCUCUCGGGUACUGCAGGAAGCAUCAUUGAUGCCUGCUGUCACGCAAUACGAGCAGCUCUCCAAAAUACACUUCUACCCAAAGUUGUUCCAUCCUCCAUUGUCAACGAUGCUGGGACAUCCAUGGACCCAGUCGGUUCGUCUUCUUCAGAUCUCAUGUUGGAGUCAGAUCUUAGCCUGGCUCAGACUCCAUCGGGGAUUGACAAUGCUGCAGUGGUCGUCACGGUUACAGUGUGUCAUCGAGCACUCACCAAUUCCUACCUGCUUUUGCUGGAUGCGUCUCUAGAAGAAGAGGCGUGCUGCUUUUGUCAAGUUCAUGUGGCUGUAGACGCUCGAGAAGGGACUGAACCCACAAUUUGUGCCCUCCGAAAGACAGGGAACGGGUCAUUGCCUUGGGAAUUGUUGCCAGAAAUCACAGCUCUAGCUGUCAAAGCUGUUCCCAUGGCCAAGUCAUCUUUCAGGGUGGCUGGUAGUUCUAGAAAUAACGCAUCACUGCUGCAAACGCAGCUUGACAUUCAAUAGACAAACCAAAACAUCCAACUUCUGUCAUCACC
This is a messenger RNA of Seminavis robusta, 1159 nucleotides long. NCBI's taxonomy places the organism in Eukaryota, Bacillariophyta, Bacillariophyceae, Naviculales, Naviculaceae. The record is from the annotation of a GenBank genome assembly.